AUGGUCUGUUUGGUUUUUCAACAAAACAGAGAAGCGAAGAAUGAAGACGUCGUGAAAAACUUCGGAAAACGAAUUUCGAAAAAUAUUUCGGAAAUCUCAAAUCUCGAGGAGCAUUCUUCAUUCUCAAGUGGGAAAAUUCCAGUCGGAUGGGGACUGCUCAGGCUUUUUUGUUUAGUCUUUUUCGGGUUCACUUUGUGUGUGGUCCUCCUGGAAAAAUUGGAGAAAAUUUUGGAAAGAAAUGGGGUUGUAGAGUGA
Messenger RNA from Caenorhabditis briggsae, 255 nucleotides. NCBI's taxonomy places the organism in Eukaryota, Metazoa, Nematoda, Chromadorea, Rhabditida, Rhabditidae. Bases 1 to 255 code for a protein of 84 amino acids. The record is from RefSeq and is a predicted model, not a curated record. The transcript has 2 exons.